AUGAUGCACACGAAGUCCGAGUCGGAUAUAACCAGUUUAGCUCCAUCGUCGCCUUCAAGGUCUCCGAAGCGGCCUGUUUACUACGUGCAGAGCCCUUCAAGGGACUCGCACGAUGGAGACAAGUCUUCGUCCAUGCAGGCGACUCCCAAUUACAACAGCCCAAUGGAGUCCCCUUCCCACCCUUCGUUUGGCCACCACUCCAGGAAUUCGUCGGCCAGCCGGUUCUCGGGGAUUUUCCGAUCGUCGUCGGGCCGAAAAGGAGGCCGGAAAAGGAACGAUAAGGGCUGGCCGGAGUGUAAUGUGAUCUUAGAAGAAGGCAAAUACGAUGAGCUAGAUGAUGACAAGACCUUUACCCGGCGAUGCCAGGCUAUGCUGGCUCUGUUCAGUUUUGUUCUCCUCUUCACCGUCUUUUGCCUGAUUAUAUGGGGCGCCGCCAGGCCUUACAAAGCUGAGGUUAUUAUGAAGAGCUUGACGGUGCACAACGUCUAUGUUGGUGAGGGUUCUGAUUUCACAGGGGUCCCAAGCAGGAUGCUGUUUAUAAACAGCUCAUUGAGGUUUAGAGUUUACAAUCCAGCUACGUUUUUUGGCAUCCAUGUUACCUCGGCACCUAUCAAUCUCAAAUACUCCGAAAUUACUGUGGCAACUGGUCAGUUGAAGAAAUAUUUUCAGCCCAGAAGGAGUCACCGGACCGUGUUGGUGAACGUGCAAGGCAACAGAGUUCCCUUGUACGGGGCAGGAUCAGGUUUAGUGCCCUCCAAGAACAACGAAGUUCAAGUUCCAUUGAAAUUAGAACUUGAAAUUCGGGCUCGCGGCAAUGUGGUAGGGAAGCUGGUGAGGACGACGCACAAAGUCCGAAUCUCUUGCCCCUUGGUUAUCACCAUCUCUUCUCGCGCUAGCAAACCAAUAAAGUUCAAGAAGAAUUCCUGCUUAUAUGGCUGAAUCCCUAUCUCAUGCCCCCCCGGCAUUACAAGUACUCGGGAAGAAGUUGAGUUUCCAGUGGUAAAAGAAGGUUUCAGAGGCUUUGCUGCCAUGCUCUGUGCUCUCUUAUAAUGCUUCUGCAAAUAAACUACAUAUUCAUAUGUAUUUACGUAUGUGCGUGUGUGUGUGUUUUGCAAACGAUUUUGAUUUCAGUGUGAUUGAAUUGUGCCACCGUCAAAGUACCCAAAGCAGAGAUCAAAUUUGUUGAAUAGAAUGGUUUUGAACUUUUUAUCCA
This is a messenger RNA of Diospyros lotus (date-plum), 1213 nucleotides long. RefSeq lists its product as uncharacterized. Bases 1 to 939 code for a protein of 312 amino acids. NCBI's taxonomy places the organism in Eukaryota, Viridiplantae, Streptophyta, Magnoliopsida, Ericales, Ebenaceae. The record is from RefSeq and is a predicted model, not a curated record. The transcript is spliced from 3 exons.